CAGCUUGAGAGGGGUAGACAACCCGUCAAUGGAUAAUCUUACUCGCGAGUGAGUUUAUUCUUGCGCUCACGAGUCUCCGGUUCAUCUUGAUGUUAUCGUACGUGCGAACAGCAAUCGAUACAUCUGAUUUUAGUUGAUGAACGUUCCUGAACACCAAUCGCAUCAAAGUCGUCAUUACCUGGUUUCAGUGACAUGUAUCUCCUAAACACAGAAACAUAUGAGCUGCGAUCCGGCCUGCAGCCAACAUUUAGACAAGAAGGCUACGCCAUCCUCUCACAUCGCUGGGUAGGCCAGGAGAUCACGUUUGACCAACUCAAAGACGAGACUCUGGGGCUUCGCUUCAGCACCGCACCAGCUCGCACGCCCCAGGUUGAUAAAAUUUGCGGCGCAGCACAAACUGCUCGCGAUCUAGGCAUCAAGUGGAUAUGGAUUGAUUCGUGCUGUGUCGAUCGCGCGAACGCGGUUGAGCAGACCGAGUCUAUUAAUUCUAUGUUCAAGUGGUACCGCGAUGCGAAAGUCUGUAUUGCCUACCUAAGCGACGUGCAGAAGCAGGAGCCGCACAAUGAUGUGCCGACUCCCGAACGAUUCGACAGCUUGGAGAGACAGGGGCCUUCCAUCUGGUUUUCGCGCGGAUGGACGCUUCAAGAACUUCUCGCGCCACGAAACAUGCGAUUCUACGACAAGGACUGGAAUUUCAUUGGCACUAAGAUAACACAAUCACACACUCUCGAGCGUAUUACUGGUAUUGACUCGCAUUACCUGACUGGGGAGAAACACUUCGCGACAGCUUGCAUUGCUACCAAGAUGAGCUGGAUGGCCGGACGGACGACGACGCGCAUUGAAGAUAUUGCGUACAGCAUGCUGGGUAUCUUUAACAUCACUAUGGCAACCCAAUACGGCGAGGGCAUACGCGCUUUCAUGCGUCUCCAAGAGACAUUGCUUUCUACGUCAAGAGACGAGUCUCUGUUUGCCUGGAGGAUGCCUGAGCGCGAUGCCGGCAUCAGGUCGAUACGUGACGCGAAUCAGGACAUUGCCUGGGACAGCGAUGAAUGGGGUCUCUUGGCCCUGUCUCCGGAUUGGUUCAAGGACUCUGCACAUGUGACAACGGAGCACCCCCCAGACGUUGAAAGGCCGCUUAAAAGCUUUGAGAUGACGCAGGGCGGUAUAAUUGCACCGAUUUCCAAAGUGUACUGGUCGAGAUUGUACCAAUGUCUCUUGAUUAUAGGAGUUACGGUCCCCGUCGGACUUGUCAUGUUGCCCUUCAUCGGCAAGUCGCAAGUGAAGAGAAGCAAACUGGACUUUGAAUGCCCACUGAGGUGUCGGCUCCGAAAUAUAACCGGAACGCAAGCGCUUGUGCGUAUCUAUCUGCGUCCACUGUCGAGUGGAUACAAAAGAAUCCGUGCUUGUGAAUUUGGUCGAGGCGAUAUACCGAAAAACGUAAGAUCAUCGAAGUGGACGGAAAGGGCUAUCGUAUUCCAGCCAGCUAUCGGCUACCUCGACUGAGUUUGUGCAGUUCAGAAUGAAUUCGGGGAUCGGCGGCCUAAGUGGUUAAAUCGAUUACUAACAAAAAUGUCUCUCGUCGGCUUGUGCCAUGUGCCCGGUAUAUGAAGCUCAUCUACAUUUCAUCAAUGACUCUUCCAAUCACAAAGACACAAAACACCUCACCGCCUCGCAUGCCAAUGUAAUCUCGCCGUUUAGGCUUGUGCCUCCUACUUCCGCUUCUUUUCCAUGUCGUCCACCGCCCAGAUCAGCUGCAGUAUGAUGGUCGACUGGAUGGCAGAUCCCACAAACAGCACCAAU
Molecule: messenger RNA, 1800 nt
Organism: Xylaria bambusicola
Lineage: Eukaryota; Fungi; Ascomycota; Sordariomycetes; Xylariales; Xylariaceae
Product: HET-domain-containing protein
Exons: 1
Coding region: 193-1503 (436 amino acids)
Source: RefSeq, a predicted model, not a curated record